UAUAAAUUCAUAGCACUCCGAAUUUGCCCCGAAUAACGGCAAGAACAAUCUGCUGAUAGGUUCACGCCCACCCGUGUUCCAAGGCUUGAGUUUUCGGCUGCUUACUCACCUCGACAUUCGUUUCUUUGUCUGUCUUCUUCAAGUCUUAGCAAUGUCUGGCGCAGCAUCUGCGGCCGCAGGGUCGAAAUUCUCCUCUUUUAUGAAUCAUCCAGCUGGCCCGAAGACUGUCUUCUUCUGGGCACCAUUGAUGAAGUGGUGUCUGGUUGCUGCUGGCGUGAAGGACUUGAGUCGACCAGCAGAUAAACUCAGCAUAUCACAAAACGUUGCACUCGCAUGCACGGGUUUCAUCUGGGUGAGAUACUCAUUGGUCAUCACUCCGAUAAACUACAGUUUAGCAGCGGUGAACUUCUUUGUUGGCUCUACCGGUUUAGGUCAAUUGGCUCGGAUCGCAAAUCACCGGUACAAUAAUGCUGAGGCAGUCAAAGCUUGAUUAGUUUCUCUUGAAGUCUCCAAGUCUACUCGUACUUCCCUUGCAUGUCCCUUCGUCAAAGUUCAGCGAAUUGUUCUUAUUCGAAUCAUAUACAUUGAUAUAUACGUGUGCCUAUGCUUGAAAAAAACUAU
This is a messenger RNA of Suillus clintonianus, 621 nucleotides long. RefSeq names its product mitochondrial pyruvate carrier. The coding region runs from base 152 to 490 and encodes 112 amino acids. NCBI's taxonomy places the organism in Eukaryota, Fungi, Basidiomycota, Agaricomycetes, Boletales, Suillaceae. The record is from RefSeq and is a predicted model, not a curated record. The transcript has 5 exons. Gene Ontology annotation, molecular function: pyruvate transmembrane transporter activity. Gene Ontology annotation, biological process: pyruvate import into mitochondria. Gene Ontology annotation, cellular component: mitochondrial inner membrane.